This is a messenger RNA of Camelina sativa (false flax), 1617 nucleotides long. RefSeq names its product RHOMBOID-like protein 13. The record is from RefSeq and is a predicted model, not a curated record. Lineage: Eukaryota; Viridiplantae; Streptophyta; Magnoliopsida; Brassicales; Brassicaceae. Gene Ontology annotation, cellular component: membrane. Gene Ontology annotation, molecular function: serine-type endopeptidase activity.
GAUUAAAAAAAAAAAAGAAGAAAAAUUCUCAGGAAACAACACGAAGAAUCGAUAGAAUCCAAUUCUCGAAGAAGAAAGAUCUCUCUCUUUUUAUCCUUCUGGAGAAUACUUAUUAGUUUGGCCUGUUGGUUUAGCUGUAAAGGUUACUGCUUUGAGUUUACUCCGCCCCCAAAAUAAAAUAAAAACUCAAACUUUUAUUCAGAUCUGUGUCUGUAUUGCAUUGCUCGCAUUGCUUCAAGCUCAUUGUUGAUUCUGUGGAUUUAAAAAAGGGAAUUUGAGAAAUUGGGUUUAGAUUCUUUAAGUAUGGGGAGGCCUUUGUUUUAUGAUAUCAUUGAGAAACCAGCAACGAGCUGCAUCGUUACGAUAUGCAGUGUGAUUUGGUUUGUGAUUCAGAAGAAGAGUAUUGGCUACUCUCAAGUUGGGUUGAGUUACGACACUGCAGUUGAAGGGCACUAUUGGAGGAUGAUCACCUCUGCUUUAUCACAUAUUAGUGUCUUGCAUCUUGUGUUUAACAUGAGUGCUCUAUGGAGUCUUGGUGUUGUGGAGCAGCUUGGUCAUAUUGGUCUUGGAACGGCUUAUUACCUUCAUUACACUCUUGUUCUAGUCGUAUUCUCUGGUGUUUUGGUUAUUGGGAUCUAUCAUUUGUUGAUUGCUAGGUUCAAGAUUGAUUAUUUCCGGAGAGUUACAGCUGUUGGGUACUCUUGUGUUGUCUUUGGUUGGAUGACCAUUCUCUCUGUGAAGCAACCUUCUUCAAAGCUGGAUCUUUUUGGUCUUUUGUCUCUUCCCAUUAGCUUUGCGCCGUUCGAGUCACUCAUUUUCACUUCCAUCAUCGUACCACAAGCUAGUUUUCUAGGACAUUUGUCAGGAAUCCUCGUUGGCUACGCCAUUUCUUGGGGUCUGAUUGGCGGGAUGAACAACUACUGGGCUCUUACUAUGCUUGGUUGGAUCAUUGUGGUUUUUGUUUUCAGUUUGAAGAAAUCGGGUGCUUAUGAUAUCAGUUUUCUAGAGAUCGAAUCGCUUAGUGAUGCUUCUUUACCUUCAGUGCGGUUUAUUGGAAACGGCCGGACCUUGCAAGCCAGUGCAGUCCCUCUUAGUGGAGUGGAAGUUGUCUGAAUUCAGUUUAUGUUCAAUAUUGAAUGUGGGAACAAAGUUCUUGUCAUCGAGGUAGUAGGAUGAAGACCGAGAGUUGGUAACCAAGCUUCUGCAGUUGCAACCCGAAUGACCGAUAUUUAACAGAUACUUAAGGCUUGCUUGAACUGUUUGUGGAAAAUCCUUCCUGGUUAAUGUGGUGAUUGGAGAAGGAUUACACGUCUAAUCAAGCUAGUGGUGUCAUAGGCAUCAUUACAGAUGAAUAUGACAGUCAAUUAUUUUGUCAUGUGAUUGAUGUAUAGUUGCGUAAGGGUCCUGUGUUUACCUAAAGAUUCCAUCCACUAGACAUGUUUCCUCAUUUGUGACCUUCACAUUUAUUUCAAUAUGAAAGCAUGCCACCAAACAGUCUUGUAUUACUCGUUUUUCUUUGAUAUAUUGUAGGGCUAAUUGGUGAAAUUAGCACAAUGUGACAUUGUAUCUGUUUUAUCAUCUACACUCUUUCAAUUUCACAAAGUAAUUAGAUGAAUU